UGAUUUUUUAUAUAUAUAUAUAUAUAUAUAUAUAUAUAUAUAUAUAUUUAUUUAUUUAUCUAUUCUGGUCAAGAUUAUUUUCCCCAAUGGCUGAGAAAUUGAAACUCCUGUCUUUCCUGUGGCUAGUAAUAGCCUGUAUUGCAAACCAGACGGCAAACUCAACCGUGGCGGUGACACCUUCUGACAACAUAACCACAAAGGUGCCACCUUCUGACAACUCAACCACAAAGGUGCCACCUUCUGACAACUCAACCACAAUGGUGCCACCUCCUGACAACUCAACCACAAUGGUGCCACCUUCUGACAACUCAACCACAACGGUGCCACCUUCUGACAACUCAACCACAAUGGUGCCACCUUCUGACAACUCAACCACAACGGUGCCACCUUCUGACAACUCAACCACAACGGUGCCACCUUAUGACAACUCAACCACAACGGUGCCACCUUCUGACAACUCAACCACAAUGGUGCCACCUUCUGACAACUCAACCACGAUGGUGCCACCUUCUGACAACUCAACCACGACGGUGCCACCUUCUGACAACUCAACCACGACGGUGCCACCUUCUGGCAACUCAACCGUGACGGUGCCACCUUCUGACAACUCAACUGUGACAGUGCCACCUUCUGACAACUCAACCAUAGCAACACCACCUCCAACUGGAACAGGUCCUUGUUCUCCAAACCCAUGUGGUCAGGGCAGCACCUGUGAGACGUAUGGUAACCAAAGCUUUAUCUGCUUGUGCUUGCCCGGGGAUAACUACAAUUAUGAAAGAAAAAGUUGCGAGAAUGCCAAAAUUUUCCCAGGACAGCUAGGGCUACCAGAUAUAAAAUAUAUGCCAGGCAUGGAAAUCAAGGGCUCACUGCUAUUUCUAGAAGCUUCGAAAAAUAUUACUACUCAGCUGACAAGUGUCUUCAGUUCAAGUGAGUCAACUCAGGGUUUCUCCAAUGUCACAGUGCUCGAAAUCAAGAAACUUGGAAACACCAGAGAUGGUUCAGGAAUCAAUGCAACUGUAGACAUGAUCUUCCUCGCAAAUUCGGGGGUCAAAACAACAAAUAUUGAAAAAAUCUUGCAGAACAACAACUUAGAGUUCAAUGUAAAAAGCCUGUGUGACGACCACCCCUGUGAUGAGAAAACCACAGAUUGCACAUCAACAGAUGGAAAUUUUAACUGUAAAUGUAACGACAACUACAUCAUGACAAACUUGUCCGACAGACUAUGUAUCGCUUGUCCCAGUGGAGAACAUUCCUCUGAUAAGGUAACAUGUGUAAAAUGUAACUUUGGUUACACUGGUUUUAACUGCGAAGAACACUGGCUGCUCGCGCUGGUCAUCGUUUCCUGCACGCUUGGGGGAAUACUGCUCAUCUGCCUCAUCCUUCUGCCCAUACUCUCUUGCAGGUCAAAGAGGAGCUCCAAGAAGAAGAGUCAAAAUGUAGAUCUUGGGAAACCUUAUGUCAGUCACUCUCCUGCCAAGUCACCGUUGGUAUACAGUAACAGCUACCUGGGUAACAGCCAGCAAUCCUCACAGAGUGGCUUAAUAUAUGGCCAAGGUGGAGGUGCACCAGAAAUCCCACGGGCCAAAGCCAGCAGCGUUUGGGACAGAACAACCAACCUGGAGAUGCCUUCAAGGAACAACCAGCAAAACAGGGACAGGGAGUCGAACCACUACUUUGACGAUGACAUGAACUCGCACGCUCAGUCUCGACCUCAGAGCGAGCACACUGCUUUUGCACGACCCCGGAACCCGUACGUCCAGAAUCGACCUCCAGUCAACCCGUACAGUCAGAGCCAGGGUUACAACAAUCCCUCCUUCGUACAAGACAACGGAAGAUACCGCAACUAAAGACACACCAUGACGUUUUCUGACAUUUCCAACGAUCAAAACUCCUAUUACUGCAUGUUUAGAGACACGUAGACUGUCUAAUUACUGUCUACUCUAAAUGAUUCUAGUCUUUGCUCAUGUGUGUGAUGAUCUUCUUGUUGACUGUCGUUCAGUCAAAAUAUUAUUUCCUCAAUGAUAUCUAUGAAAACUGACACUGUGAAACACACUGCUGUUUGAUGUCAUUCUCGCGUCUAUGAAUUUACAAAUGUACAUUUACGGGAGUGUUCUUCCAUCAAAUCGGGGCCUGUUAGCUGCCUUUAGCUACUUUUAUGUAAUUUAUAAAAGAAAAGAAAAUACGUUUCUGCCAUGAAAAUUUAAUCGUGUUCUAUUUUGUAUGAAUAUAUUUAUCGUUCAACUUUUUUCAGUGGCUGAUUGAUACCAGGAUGUUAUGUUGCGUAAACAUUUCAUUUCAUUUACCACGCUAUACUAGUAUAAGGGAGUAGGUUCAAAUACACUGAAGCCUAUUUUGAAAUAAAAACUUUGCACUUUU
Molecule: messenger RNA, 2376 nt
Organism: Solea solea (common sole)
Lineage: Eukaryota; Metazoa; Chordata; Actinopteri; Pleuronectiformes; Soleidae
Gene: muc13b
Product: mucin 13b, cell surface associated
Exons: 12
Coding region: 87-1847 (586 amino acids)
Biological process (GO): cell-cell junction assembly
Source: RefSeq, a predicted model, not a curated record